CCAUCUGCAAAACUGACAGCAAAACUCAACUUUUCUCCAACAAUUAUCAACUUCACUGCUGUUGCUGCCGUCCAAAUUAUUUUGUGCUCCUCUGUCCUCGGUUAAAUGAAAAGUCAAUACAGUGCAGCAGAUAUCGAAUUAUCUUGAUAAGCUCGUGUGCGUUUUGAGAAAGUCAAAUGGUUCAGAAAACUGUGACGCAAAUCCGACCUGGGCGUCGUUUUCAAGGACAAACAAUGGUAAACACUGAUCAGAACGAUCUUCAAUUGGAUUCUUCAACAAUUCUUCCACACAACCUUGGUGUGAUGACCUAUGCGGAGUAUUAUAAGGCUGGAUUACGACGAAAGUCCGGCUACAAUUCGGUUUCCAAUUUUGAUCGUACGUUUGUGGAAUUGGUAUUCAUUGAUGAAGAAAUAAGGUUACGACUGGAAAAGGCUGAUGAUGAUGAAGAAGAAAAGAAUGCAGUCGCUGCUGUGACAGAUGAAGUAGCACCGGAAUUAGCGCAACCAGAGAUUCAAGACACCGAACUGAAUGACGAUGUCUCUGUUCCUAUUCCUGCAGCGACGAAUGAUAAUGUCCCUGAUCCUGACCCUCCUGCUCCUACAAUUACAACUGAGAUUCCUGCUUCAUCAGAAAACGAUGUUGCGGACAGCUCUGCUGAGGAAACGAUUCUAGAUUUGACUACCAAAGCUAAUGCAAUCCAGGAAUAUAAUUUUUGCCCGUUUUAAAAAGCUGAGCUUCAAUUGAAUGAAUACUUAUCUGCUUGAUCCAUUUCAAUCUUGUUUAAUUCAAUAAUUGAUUCACAAUUCUAUUGUCAACUUAAAUUUUUUACUGCUAUAUGCAGCAGGUAUAUUAAAUUGUUGUCUUUCUAAGUAA
This is a messenger RNA of Folsomia candida, 873 nucleotides long. RefSeq lists its product as uncharacterized. Lineage: Eukaryota; Metazoa; Arthropoda; Collembola; Entomobryomorpha; Isotomidae. The record is from RefSeq and is a predicted model, not a curated record. The coding region runs from base 177 to 725 and encodes 182 amino acids. The transcript is spliced from 3 exons.